CACAAACACCGAUAAUCAAUCAAACAACUUCCUUUUCUCCCAAACAAAUAACGAGAAAAAGAUCACGAACCGAAUCCCAAAGCAGAGGAUCUAAUUUAAACUACUACAACAACAACAACACCCAAGAUACCCAACACAUAAACACAACAACAAACCACACAUCAUCACAAUGUCCGCCUUCACAAUUGCUACUCGCAGGGUCGCCACCCAGAUCCCCCGCGCCGCCGCCGCUUCUACGCCCCGCGCCGCCUUCUCUUCCUCCGUCACCCUUCAAAAGUCCAUCUCCGAGACCGUAAAGGACACCCUCAACACCGUCAACCGCGCUGUUUCUGACAAGGCCCUCGAUGGCAUGGACAUUGGCUCCAAUGUAGCCUCAAAACUCAAAGAAACCGCUGACACCCUCACCAACGCCUCCUCCCCCUCCGACCUCGCCUCCCGCGUCAAGGACGCCGCCAGCAACGCCGCCUCGGACGCCGCCGACGCCAUCCCCAAGGACGUCAAGGGCAAGGCCUCCGAGCUUGCUGGUGAGGCCAAGGGCAAGGCUUCUGAGCUGACAGGCAAGGCCAAAGGUGCCGCCAAUGAGGCCACCUCGGGUAACGUUUCGGAGCUGGCGGGAGAAGCCAAGGGCAAGGCUUCCGAGCUUGCUGGUGAGGCCAAGGGCAAGGCGUCUGAGUUGGCGGGCAAGGCCAAGGGCGCUGCGAACGAAGCGACGAGCGGGAACUUGUCGGGCGCUGCUUCUGAGCUGACUGGCGAGGCUAAGGGCAAGGCUUCGGAGCUCGCUGGCAAGGCCAAGGGUGCUGCCAACGAGGCUGCUGGUGGUGAUGUGCAGGGAAAGGCCCAGGAGCUCAAGGAUGAGGCGAGCGGUAAGGCCAGCGAGCUCGCCGGUAAGGCGAAGGGUGCCGUGAGCGAGGGACAAGGGAAGGCCAAGGGUAUGGCUCAGGAGACGGAGAAGAUGGCCAAGGAGGCUGGCAAGCAAUCUGAGUUCUCUUAAAGGGGGUUCAACCGAGAAAAAGGACGGAAUUUGCAUUUGGAAUUGAAGACCGGGACCAUUCAGUUUCACAGGGAUGGAUGGAUGGAUGGGUAAAGGGAAAGCAGAGGCGUUCAGGGACGCGCGCACAGCAGUUAUUGAUUGCAUCAUGAUGACUAUCACGAAGUUUUCCUCUUAUAAAAAUCAUCAAGAGUCGAAUCGUAAUAUUUAUCAC
This is a messenger RNA of Neurospora tetrasperma FGSC 2508, 1202 nucleotides long. RefSeq lists its product as uncharacterized. Lineage: Eukaryota; Fungi; Ascomycota; Sordariomycetes; Sordariales; Sordariaceae. The record is from RefSeq and is a predicted model, not a curated record. Bases 170 to 991 code for a protein of 273 amino acids. The transcript is spliced from 2 exons.